AUGCCUGGUACAACCACAUACGUCCAGGUUUCGCCAGGACAGUCAAUUCCGGUUCGGGUUUUUGUCAACAGGCGACGCAUCGUACUGAACAACACCGUGGCAAUCAAUGACCGCUCGAUAAUCAAGCUUUCGUCUAUCAACCUGCUCAGGCUUCUGAAUAACGACUUGACGAAUCUCAUCAUGGACGUCAAGGAGGAGCUACAAAAGAUUCUUUUCCAGGAGCCUCUAAGGUACCUUUUUCCGCUGAAGUUUGUUCACGGUUCCGACAAACUUUCCAAGGAUAUAGGGACAAGGUGGAAAUGCAAGGUGGUGGCUUCUCUAGGGUAUUUGGCAUCCUUGCGGUACAAAUUGGGCUACCUCCGGGACCAAGACGAUAUACAUUUUUUAGAAGAGAGAAAGGUGGAUGUUACUUCGAAGGAUCCAAAUAGAAGUGCCCUUUUAACCAAGGAAUUAAAGUUCACCUUCAUGGAACCAGAUGAAGGAGUUAUCCACGACGAGGACAAUGUCCUCGAUGACAAAAAGACCCUUUCAUACCGGUUGAACAAGCUGGCCUUGCUCAACAACAGCAUUGUCGAUAGUCUAGAUCUCUACGUGACAAGCCGGCCGCACCUGCAAAAAGCUUAA
Molecule: messenger RNA, 624 nt
Organism: Candidozyma duobushaemuli
Lineage: Eukaryota; Fungi; Ascomycota; Pichiomycetes; Serinales; Metschnikowiaceae
Exons: 1
Coding region: 1-624 (207 amino acids)
Biological process (GO): double-strand break repair via single-strand annealing, removal of nonhomologous ends
Molecular function (GO): flap-structured DNA binding
Source: RefSeq, a predicted model, not a curated record